AUGACCCUGCAGCAGCCGCCCCUAGCCCUGAAAGGGGGCUCCCCCCCGGCUCUGUACAUUCACAGCAUGCCUGCCUGGGUGCUGGAGGAUUUCUGCCAGAAGAUGGACUGCCUGAGUGACUACGACUGGAUGCGAUUUGCCUCCUACGUGAUAACUGAUCAAACAGAGCUACGGAAAAUCAAGUGCAUGGAGAAGACGGGGAUCAGCAUAACAAGAGAGCUCAUGUGGUGGUGGGGAGUGAGGCUGGCGACAGUACAGCAGCUGCUGGACCUGCUGCAAGGACUGCAGCUCUACCGAGCGGCUCAAGUCAUUCUGGACUGGACAUCAGCCUCUAAUAUUACCAACUUUGAAAAAGAAGAGCUGGUAGAGCCGCCUAAACAGGAGAACAUAUCCUUAAAGCCCACAGAAAACAAAAAUAGAGAGAGAGAAAAUGAGAUAAGUCUGUUGCCAUCACCAGACUCUUCACAUCUGGGAGUAUCACCAGCAGCUAUCACAGGUGCUGUUUCUGAAGGAGCCUUGUAUUCACUCCCUUCACCACCACCUCCCCCAAGACACCUUUUGAAAUCCUUACAGUCAAAUCCUCCUGUCUCAUCAAGUGUGAAGCCUUGCAGCUCUUCUACUCCUCAGCAGGAGACAGUGACUGAUCUCCCCAGUGGGAGUCUUUUGUGGACCCAGAAGGAAGUUACUAAUGCCACAAAUGGUUUCAGUGACAAGAGCAGAAUUUGUGAAGGUACUUUUGCAGAUGUCUACAAAGGUCAGAGGAACAACAUGCUGUAUGUCAUCAAAAGACUGAAAGAGAUGGAAUGCACAAGCCCAAACUCUACCCAAAGAUUCUUUCAUACAGAAGUACAGAUUUGCUUUCGGUGUUGUCAUGUCAACAUUUUGCAGCUGCUGGGUUUCUCAGUAGAAACUGAAUUGCACUGUCUGAUAUAUCCAUACCUGCCUAAUGGAUCGCUACAAAACAAACUUCAGUGUCAAGAUGAUUCUGCUCCACUGACCUGGGAGAUGCGAAUUAGCAUUUCUACAGGACUCAUCCGAGCUGUAGAGUAUAUACAUAAUUUUGGAAUUCUUCAUGGGAAUAUCAAAAGCUCAAAUGUCUUGUUGGAUGAAAACUUUACACCAAAGCUUGGACAUUCAGGUCUGCGAUUGUAUUCUGUUGAUAAAAAAUCAGAAUAUGCUAUGAUGAAAACCAAAGUCCUACAAGCUUCUCUUACUUAUCUGCCGGAAGAUUUUAUCAGACAUGGGCAGUUAACAGGAAAAGUUGAUAUAUUCGGCUGUGGUGUGGUCUUAGCAGAGAUACUGACAGGGAUUAAGGCACUGGAUGAAGGAAGACACCCUAUUUAUCUGAAAGAUAUGAUUGCUGAUGAAAUUCAAAUAGCAAAAGAAAGCUCACACUCCAAAGUAAAAAAUUUUGAAAAGCUAGCUGCCAAGGAAAUAUGCUAUAAAUAUCUAGACAGGAAAGCAGGACACUUGCUGGAAGAAGUUGCUAUUGAUUUUGCCUCAGCCAUCUGCCUUUGUCUGAGAAAGAAGAAUUCUAACAUAGCAGAGGUGCUUGAAAUUAUGGAAAUAGCAGAAAAUAAAUUAAGAGAGCAUUACGUUUGUGAAGGCAGCACUUCUGGAUUCUCCUUGAAAACUCCAGAAGAAACUGAUGAUGAGACAACUAGUCUCAGCAUGGAUGUGCCUUCUGCGGGGGAGAAUAAAGAGGACAGCACACAGCCAGUGAUCCUGACAAGUGUCAAUCCAUGCACACCUUUAAUAGGAGUUGUGUCACCUGACAUUUACUGCGGACAAAUGUCAAGGGUCCCUUGUGAAUCAGAUGAAUCAAGUAGCUUUAUAUGGAAUCCUUCAGAAAGAUCUACAGAUGAGCUACCUAGCAACAGCUGUAAUUCAGAAAAUAUGGCAGCCUCUGAUGACAGGAUCAAGCAGGAAAAACCUGCAAAUGGACUCCAGGAAAGAAAUGCAGCAUGCACCAAAAGUGAUGACGUCUUGAAAACAGUGUCUACUGCACAGAACGCCUUUCAACAAAAAAAUGCAGAUCUCGACUCUUCAUGUUCUUCACAAGCAUUAGCCAGAGAGACAUCUUGGAAAAUAAAGAUAAAUGAUCAAAAAAAGAAGCUCAUGGAAAAUAUUUUGCUGUAUGAAGAAGACAAAUUAAACAGUUCUGAACUUUUUGAAACAUAA
Molecule: messenger RNA, 2181 nt
Organism: Fulmarus glacialis (Northern fulmar)
Lineage: Eukaryota; Metazoa; Chordata; Aves; Procellariiformes; Procellariidae
Gene: IRAK2
Product: interleukin-1 receptor-associated kinase 2
Exons: 14
Coding region: 1-2181 (726 amino acids)
Biological process (GO): signal transduction; protein phosphorylation
Cellular component (GO): plasma membrane
Molecular function (GO): protein binding; ATP binding; protein kinase activity
Source: RefSeq, a predicted model, not a curated record